AUGUCAUCCAAUAUUAUAUUGGAGAAACAAAAACAGGUGGAAACCCUUAGAAAGUUUGCUUUUAUUGGAGUUACAUUAUCUACAGUUGCUGCUAUUAUUUGCCUUUUCUCAAUUUCUAUGAUAUAUAAUUAUAUGCAGCAUGUGCAAACGAUGCUUGAAAAUGAAGUCGGUUUUUGUAGAUCCAAGACAAGUUCAUUAUGGAAACAAGUAUUACAAGUUUACGUAAAAAAAGGAAAUAAUCAAAGAAUAAAACGUUCUCCUCAUAAUAGUGGCAUUUAUCCAGCUAUACCUGUUGUUAACAAUAAUCCAUAUUUUCCACCAACUGGAGCUGUUAGACAAGAAACAAGAGAAAUGGAAAAUUGUUGUGGAUGUGGUUUUGGACCACCUGGUGAAAAAGGAAGUGAUGGUAAAGAUGGUAUUGAUGGUAAUGAUGGUGCUCCUGGACAAGAUGGAAAACCAGGAGAAGAUGAUAAUCAAAAUGAUCAUGGUAAUAAAAAUGAAGAUUGGUGCUUUGAUUGUCCAGAAGCUUCUCCCGGUCUACCUGGAGAACCAGGUGAUAAAGGUGAACCAGGACCACCAGGAGAUCCUGGUUAUGAAGGAGGUAAUGGAUUAAUUGGUCCUCCAGGACCUGCUGGACCAGCUGGACCUCCAGGACCACCAGGAGAACCUGGUAUACCUGGUCAACCUGGUAAACCUGGUGAUUUAAUUCAAAUGGAAAGCAAGCCUGGACGUCCAGGACCUCCAGGAGAAAAAGGACCAAAAGGUUUACCUGGAAACCCAGGAACACCUGGUCGUCCUGGUCAACCAGGACAACCUGGUCCAAAAGGAGAUAAUGGUUCACCAGGACCAGAUGGCAAACCAGGACGUCCUGGAUUACUAGGAGAAAAAGGAAUUCCAGGAGAAAGAGGAAAUUGUAAUCAUUGUAGUCCACCACGUACAGCUCCAGGAUACUAA
This is a messenger RNA of Strongyloides ratti, 954 nucleotides long. RefSeq names its product Nematode cuticle collagen, N-terminal domain and Collagen triple helix repeat-containing protein. The transcript has 2 exons. Bases 1 to 954 code for a protein of 317 amino acids. Lineage: Eukaryota; Metazoa; Nematoda; Chromadorea; Rhabditida; Strongyloididae. The record is from RefSeq and is a predicted model, not a curated record. Gene Ontology annotation, molecular function: structural constituent of cuticle.